This is a messenger RNA of Symbiodinium sp. CCMP2592, 846 nucleotides long. NCBI's taxonomy places the organism in Eukaryota, Dinophyceae, Suessiales, Symbiodiniaceae. The record is from the annotation of a GenBank genome assembly.
AUGCUCCUAGACAUGGUUGUGGUCGUGACGACCGGCCUGGCUGACGUAAGCCUACCCUUUUUCCUGGAUGCAGAGAUGGAAAGGCAGUCGGUGCUUCCUUUCCUACGCCUGUUGCGAGUGUUGCGGCUGUUGAAGAUCUUCCAAGUUUGCCAGCCGCUGCGAAUUAUCGGGCGCGCCGUCGUGAAGGCAUUUGGUGUUGUGGUGCUGGUCGGUUUAGUCGUUGGCGUGUUAAACUUCGGCCUUGCCAUUAUCCUCACGACCCUCGUGGGACAGAGGGCUACCCCAUGGGCCGUCGACGAGACAGAGGAGGAUAUCGAAACUUGGUUCGGAUCCAUCGGCCGUUCCAUGCAAACCCUGUUCACCAUCCAGACGCUCUCUGGGUGGGACCACAUCGCCGCGGUUCUCAGCGGAGUCUAUCCCAGCACAGUUGUGGUCCCUCUCAUCAUCAUCUAUAUGAUGCUUUGCUGCUUCGCCGUGAUCGGGCUCAUCACCAGUGUUAUCAGCGACUCUUUCAUGGCUUCUCAGCAGAAGGAGCAGAAGAAUCAGGAGGUUGGAAAGGCUCUCAGGUACGAGAACGUGACGCGGCACCUGGAAGAAUGGUUCUUUCAAUAUGGAAGGAGUCUUCCCGGAUGUAUUGGCCGCGAAGAGUUGGAGAAAGCCCUCUCAGAGCCGCAGGUGAGUUCGCUGCUGCUGAGUAUGGAGCGUCCGGCAAAGAAGACCGAGAUUCUGAAGCUCUACGACCGCAUCAACAAGGAGCCCUCUUUCAGUGGUCGGGUUCAGGCAGGUCACAUGGCCGAGGCCGUCGUAACUUUGAGCAGUGAAGCCAAAGUGCUGCGGGCUCAGUAA